AUGGAUUUUAACCAAGAAAAAAUAGAUGAUGCAUUUGUUAACAACAACAACAACAACAACAACAAUAGCAACAAUAUUCUUGAUUUUAAUAAAAUAACUGAACAAAGUGAUAAUAAUAAUAAUAAUAAUAAUAAUAAUAAUAAUAAUAAUAAUAAUAAUAAUGCAACUCAAACUUUUAAUGAGGUUGAAAAUAAAAAAGAUAAUGUUAUUUUUUAUGAAAUGUCAUCAUUAACUCUAUCACCAAUCACAGUUAAUCAAUUAUCAAUAAACCAAAAUAUCACCACCUCAUCUUCUACAAAUUCUAUUUCCACACCAUCAUCAUCAUCAUCAACUACAACAACAACAACUACAAUUACAACAACAACAACUCCAAAAGAAAUUCACACAACACAACAAGAACAAAAAUCAACAACAGAAUAUUCACAUUUUGAAAAUGUACAGGAUCAACAAGAUCAUUUAAAUGAAAAUAAUAUUCAAAAUGAAAUAAAUCAACAACAACAACAACAACAACAACAACAACAACAACAACAACAACAACAACAACAACAACAACAACAACAACAACAACAACAACAACAACAAACCAUUGGGCCAUCACACAGUUCAAAUGAUGAACCACCAAUAAUAUCUAAAACCCAAAAUGAAAACAAUAAAACACAUAUUUAUGACGAGAGUGUAGUCAACACCAACACCAACACCAACACCAACACCAACACCAACACCAACAACAACACCAACAACAACAUCAACAACAAUAAUAAUAAUAAUAAUAGUAAAGAAAAAGAAUUAAAUGAACAAUUAAUAAUAUCAAAAUCAGAAAAUGAUGAGUUAGAAUUAAUAAUUUUAGAGAAAGAAUAUGAAAUAUCACAAUUGAGAAUUGAAGAUUUGGUUGAAAGAUAUGUUAAAAAUAAAUUACUAUAUAGCAAUUGUAUUAAAGAUUUUGAAAAUUAUGAAUUAAAAGAAUUAUAUGAAAUUAAUAGAAAAGAAGAAAUUGAGAAAACCAAUUCAUAUGUUGAAGAAUUUUCAAAGAAUGCAAAUCAAAUGAUUAGAGAUGAGAUUAAUGAAUAUGAUAAAAGAAUUAAAGAGAUUAAACAACAACAUUUAGAAGAGAUAUUAAAAUUACAAGAAACUUUAAAAAGAUUUAAAAAUGAUAAAGAGAAUUUAGAGAUUUCAUUAUUGAAUUCCAAUAAUCAAUUAAUGGAGCUCGAGGAUCAGUAUCAGUUAAACACAAAUCAGUUGAAGGAGACCUACAGGAAGCAAAUCGCUAUUCUCACUAAUUUAAAUUCGAAAUUAACUAUUGAUCUUGAGAGAAUUCAGAAUCAAAAAGAUAAAGAAUUAAAAGAUAAUUUAAAUUCCUUGUCUUUGGAAUUGGUGGAGGCAGGCGAGAGAAUUGAAAGAUUUAAAACCAUAGUUGAGAAAUUGCAAUCAGAGAAAUCCAAAGACAGAGAGACAAUUAAGGAAUUGACUGAAUCAAAUUCAAAGAUUAAUAAUAGUUUGGAGAAGUUACAUAGGGAGUUUGAUAAACAGGUGAAGGUGAAUAAAAGGAAUUCCGAAUUACAGACAAAGGUUGACAUUUUGCAAGGUGAGAAUGACAAUCUACAAAAUAAAAUCCAAGAUUUGAAAACAUCGUUUGAAAAAGAGUCAAACAGAUUCCAAACUAAACUAUUAUCAAAUGAGUCUACUAAAACCACACUUGUGUCUCAAUUAAAGGAUGAAUUAAAACUUUCAAUUAAUGAAUGUAAAUCACAAAAGAAAUUAAAUGAUCAAUUGACUCUAGAGAAUGAAAGAUUGAAAUCUGAUAAUCAAAUUGAGAAAUCAUUACUUGAUAAUCAAAUUAAACAACUCAUUGAUGAAUCAAAACUUUUAGGUAAUCAAUUUAAUUCUUUAAAACAACAAAAUGAAAAAAUUAUAAAAGAAAAUGAAAAAUCUCAAUUAAUCUUAAAAACAAAUAAAGAUAAUUCAAAUAAUGAAAUCAUUCAAUUAAAAGAUCAAAUUUCAAAAUUAUUAAAAACUUUACAAAAUAAUAAUAAUAAUCAAAAUAAUAAUCAAAAUAAUGAUAACUUAAUAAUUGAUAAAACUGAACCAAAGAAACAAAGAAAAACUAUCACCACAACUACAGAAACUUUAGAGAAUUUAGGUGUAACAUCUCGUUCUGGUAGAAAAAGGACACCAAUUAUAUCUGAUGAAGGUCAGGAAAUUAAAACUGUGGUAAAUAAUUUUGUAAAUAAAAUGGAAGAUGAAACAAAAGAAGAAGAAGAAGAAGAAGAAGAAGAAGAAGAACCAAAAGAAGAGAUAAAACCAAAGUCAAGAUCAAGAAAGAAUGAUAGUAGUGUUAAAAAUGUAAUUAACCAAUCAUCUAGAAGGAAGGUAAAAAGUAAAGAAUUGGAAGAAGAAUUGGAAGAAGAAAAAGAGGAACAACUAGAAGAACCAAUUAAAGAAGAUAUUCCAAUCCAACCAACUAGACCUAAUUCAAGAUCAAGGAGAAAUACUACCACCACCACCACUAUCAAUCAAGAUACUCCAAUCAUCAUCAAUAAUGUAAAUAGUAAAAAAAGAACAAGAAAAUCACAUCAAGAAGAGGUAGAAGAACAAGAACAAGAACAAGAAGAACAAGAACAAGAAGAGCAUGAACAAUCAUACAUAUUGGAGGGAGAACAACCAAAAAAAAGAAAUAGAAUUUCUAGAAAAGAUAAAGAAGAACAAGAACAAACUGAAAGAUUAGAGUUGGAAAGAUUAGAAAAAGAAAGAUUAGAAAAAGAAAAAUUAAAAAAAGAAAAAUUAAAAAAAGAGAAAUUAGAAAAAGAAAAAUUUGAAACUGAAAAAUUGGAAACUGAAAAAUUUGAAAAAGAAAAAUUAGAAAAUGAAAAAUUAGAAAAAGAGAGAGAAAAAGUUAAACAAAGAGAAAAAUUAGCAAAAGAGAGAGAAAAGGAGAGAUUAAAAAAAGAAAAAUUGAAAAAAGAAAAAUUGGAAAAAGAAAAAUUGGAAAAAGAAAAAUUGGAAAAAGAAAAAUUGGCAAAGGAAAAAUUAGAAAAAUUAGAAAAAGAAAAAUUAGAAAAAGAGAGAGAAAAAGUUAAACAAAGAGAAAGAAAUAACAAUAAAGAAAAUCUUAAUGCAAAUAUAUCAAAUAAUAGUAGUAAUGGGAGUAAAUUUGGGAAAAUUCAUCAAUAUCUUUUAAAUAAAGGAACCAUUCCGAAACUAUCAAAUAUGAAAAAAUAA
Molecule: messenger RNA, 3216 nt
Organism: Dictyostelium discoideum AX4
Lineage: Eukaryota; Evosea; Eumycetozoa; Dictyosteliales; Dictyosteliaceae
Exons: 4
Coding region: 1-3216 (1071 amino acids)
Source: RefSeq, a predicted model, not a curated record